Poecilia latipinna (sailfin molly) is the source of this 2875-nucleotide messenger RNA. RefSeq names its product E3 ubiquitin-protein ligase TRIM21-like. Bases 211 to 1821 code for a protein of 536 amino acids. The transcript has 2 exons. NCBI's taxonomy places the organism in Eukaryota, Metazoa, Chordata, Actinopteri, Cyprinodontiformes, Poeciliidae. The record is from RefSeq and is a predicted model, not a curated record. Gene Ontology annotation, molecular function: zinc ion binding; protein binding.
UUGCUCUGUGCCAAUGAUCUUCUUGCCCAUACCAAUGAUGAUUCUGGACAGAGGCGGAGCAACAACGGAAAAUUUAAGCAUCUCCUUCUGCAAAUGAAGAUCAAAGUUAAUGAAGAAGAGCAGAGCUGCAGUGGAGACUGACUUCUCUGUGUCUGAGUUUGUUUGUUUUUUUCCUUUCUUCAUCACCUGAGUCAACCAUCGAGUUCAGACAUGUCUUCUGGCACCUACCUGUGGUCUGAAGAUCAGUUCCUGUGCUCCAUCUGUCUGGACGUGUUUGUGAAUCCGGUCACCACACCAUGCGGUCACAACUUCUGCAAAACCUGCAUCACUAAAACCUGGAAUGGAAGCAGUCUCUACAAGUGUCCUCUGUGCAAUGAGCAUUUUACCUCCAGGCCUGAGCUGAGGACAAACACUUUGUUCUCUGAGGUGGUUGAUCAGUUCAGACUUGAAGCUCACCAACAAGCUGUUCAACCAGGAGAGGUUCCCUGCGACAUCUGCACGGGACCCAAACUGAAGGCCCUGAAGUCCUGCCAGGUGUGUCUGCUCUCCUUCUGUCAAACACACCUGGAGCCUCACCUGACCGCUCCACGGCUGAAGAACCAUCAGCUGAUGGAGCCUGUGAAGAACCUGGAGGACAGGAUGUGCAUGAAACACGACAGACCUCUGGAGCUGUUCUGUAGGACCGACCGGAUGUGUGUCUGCUCGCUUUGUCCCGUCUUGGGUCACAAUAAUCAUGAGCUGGUCCCUCUGAGAGAAGAAUCUGAAGGAACAAAGGCGGAGCUGAGGAAGACGGAGAUCAAAGUUCAGCAGAUGAUCCAGAACAGGCUACUGAAGGUCGAGGAGAUCAGAGAGUCGGUGAAGAUCAGCAAAGUUGCUGCGGACAGGGAGAAAGCGGGAGGCGUUCGGGUCUUCACAGCACUGAAGGAGUCUGCUGAGCGAGGCCUGAAGGAGCUCAUCAAGGAGAUCGAGGACAAACAGAAAGCUACAGAGAAACAGGCUGAAGACUUCAUCAGAGAUCUGGAACGGGAGAUCUUUGUGCUGAUGAAGAGGAGCUCCGAGGUGAAGCAGCUCUCUCAGGCUGAAGACCACCUCCACGUCGUCCAAAGCUUCUCCUCCCUGAAAGCCCCUCCGCCCACCAAGACCUGGAUGGAUGUCAGAGUUUGUCCACUGCCAAUUGACAAGAUCAUGGCGAGGGCUGUGGCUCAGCUGGAGGAGGAGAUGAAGAAGAUAAUAAAGGAGGCGGAGAUGAAGAGGGUCCGGCAGUUUGCGGUGGAUGUGACUCUGGAUCCUGACACAGCUCAUCCUAAGCUCGUCCUGUCCGACGACAGAAAACGAGUGGAAGUGGGUGAUGUUUGGAGGAGCCUUCCAGACAACCCAGAGAGAUUUUCCAAGUGUGUUUCUGUUUUUGGCCGGCAGAGUUUCUCUUCAGGCAGAUUUUACUCUGAGGUUCAGGUUAAAGGGAAGACUAAAUGGAGUUUAGGAGUGGCUAGAGAGUCCAUCAACAGGAAGAGAAUAACUCCACUGAGUCCUCAGAACGGCUUCUGGACCAUUAUGUUGAGGAAUGUAGAUGAGUACACAGCUUGUGCUGACUCCCCGGUCCGUCUCCAUCUCCAGCCUGGUCCUGAGAAGGUGGGGGUGUUUGUGGAUUAUGAGGGGGGUCUGGUCUCUUUCUAUGACGCAUGUGCUGGAGAUCUGAUCUACUCUUUUACAGGCUGUAGCUUCGCUCAGAAACUCUACCUGUUCUUUGACCCCUGUAACAAAGAUGGAGGUAGAAACUCUGCUCCCAUGAUCAUCUGUCCCGUAAAACAGGCCGGUCGUUGAUCCGAUGAAGCGCCAUCCAGAACUUCUUUUAUAUAUUUGUUAUUUAGAGCUGAUCAUAAAUAUUUAGAGCAUUUAAGAUCAGAGGGCUGUUUCAAAAAAAGCAGGAUUCAGAAAUCCAGGAUAUGAGAUAAAGUCAGGCUUGACAUAAUCAUAAUGGGAUCAGUUCUAUUUCACAAAACCCAAACCAGGCUCAGGAGGUGCGACUAUGUUGAGCCAGGCUGAAGUAAUUCAGGUGAAUGUGCCUCUACAGAUUUCGUUCAACGGACCAUGAGAGCUACCUUUUCCAUGUUAUAUGGAGAAGAUAAGUUCCCAUUGCAACUAAUGCACUGCUGCUUUUGUGAAACCGAAUCAAAGCUUCAUUCAGUGAGGGUAUCCAGAAGCCUGGCUCAUUCUGCUAUCCUGGUUUUGUGAAGCAGGCCUCCAGUCCGUGGUUCCGCUGGAAAAUGUUCUCCAAAAACUAGAAACACAAGUAAACUCAUUUAAAGCCAGCAGUGAAAUAAGACUGAAAAACACACAAAUAAUCUUAGAUAAUGAUAACAGAUAUGCAGUGAUACGCUAACGAGACCCAGCUGUUUAUAAUUCUGGGCCUUUUAGAAGCAGGUUUGGGUCCUGAGUUCUGGACCAGAAUCAGAACCAGUACCAGUCACAUGUUCCUUCUGCAUCACUUUCAUGUUCUCUUUCUCUGAGCUGAACUGUUGGUUGGAUCAUUGAAUACAAGUAAAAUAUACAGACUAAUUUUUUUUGUAUGUGUUAUCUUUACACAAAUAUAUUUGUGUUUCAAUAUAUUUCUUUACUUUGAUUGUAACUGGUGUUGUUAAAGUUUGUUUUUAUUUGAUCAGAUCAGAUUAAUUCUAUACUGUACUCUAGAGAAACUAAUAAUCGUAUCAAGGGAGAGACCUGGUUGGUUGGCUGGUAACUAGUAAAAUGACAGAACAGAACUAUCUGGUCUAUGUCUUAUUUUGAUAUGUAAAGUUGCAUCAUGAGCUAGAAAACUGACCUGUUGGAUGUAAAAAAAAUAAAUAAAAUAAAAUCAUUCAUCAAAAAAUACACUGAA